AUGCGUGUAUAUUGUAGUGAACUUUUGCGAUUAGUAGAGCGACUGCCUUUUCGAGGCAUUUUUUGUCAGUUAAACUGUUCGGUUUCUCGCUUUUGGUAUUUAUUACUGUUUUUGUCCAGUUGGCAUGUCACUGUAGGAAUUUCGCUUCAUUUAAUGAAUUAUUCCAAAGAGAUUAGGGACAGACCAAUGAUUCCCAACAGCUCUUCAAAUGGAAACUCAUACGCUUCUGGAUCAGACGAAUAUGCAAAUUCCGCUUACUUCAGAUUUAAUAUUGAGGUCACAAGUGCUAGAAUUGAUGAGAGUCACAUGCCUGAACAUCUAAGGCAUCAUCAGUGGACCAUGGAUAGAGUCCUUGGAGAAGGUAAGUGAGC
This is a messenger RNA of Thelazia callipaeda (thelaziosis nematode), 371 nucleotides long. NCBI's taxonomy places the organism in Eukaryota, Metazoa, Nematoda, Chromadorea, Rhabditida, Thelaziidae. The record is from the annotation of a GenBank genome assembly.